AUGGUACUGCAGCGACCCAGGAAGCCUUACAGCCGGAAGACACGAUCAAAACUUGUGGUGCAGCGCUCGUUCAAACAGUCCGAUAAACCUAGGGUACAAUGCCCGCAGUGCCCCUCGACUGUCGGUCGCGAGUACGAUCUCAAACGUCACAUGCUUUUGCAUCUCCGUCCCAAGGCGAAGGAUAAGAAGUCCUACCACUGCUCGCUCUGCCCGUUCAAAGCACUGCAAAAGAAGAACUGGGAGCAUCAUUUUAACGUCUACCACGAUGAGAAUCCUAAGAUCUUCUGGUGCCUCAUUCCAGGGUGCGAUUUUGAGGGUCUCGACCCAUCGAGUUACACGACUCAUUGCAAGUUGAUGCACGACACUCGUCCAUCCAUGUUGUACGGGACCAUCGGCCGGUCGAAACACCCCGCCUACGAUAAACUCACAAAGACCGACCUUGAACACGACCUUCUCGCAUUCGCGGAAGAAGAUCCGGAGGAAGACGUCUCUCCGGAGAUGGACCCAAGCUACGCGCCUAAUGCUCCCCGCCCGCCUCCGCCUGUCGAGGUGAAUUAUCCGGAGCCUGACGUUCGCGAAGCAGGCUAUACGGCGAAGUCCCCCUCGGCGCAUUCUCCCUCCUUCGUUGUCCACCAGGGUGCCGGUGUCCGCGGCGGAUGUUGCGCCACGAAAUCGCCGUCUCCAUCACUCAUCGUGCGCCAGGAAGCUUGCACCCGGGUCGAGAAAUCGUCGUCGACCUCCACGACGUUCUUCCAUGACGCCAGUACCCCCUACGCAGUUCCUACCCUCCGUUCCUGUACAUGGUCCACCGAGGAGCUUCGUGCAGCUACUCACCGCCACCGCGAUGGCGGCAAGAGCAACGUCCACAGUUCCGGCACCCAUCUCCCCGUCCAGUCCCCCGUCGCCGCCCCAGCCAAAAUUGGCGCUAUUGCGACGAACGGCGCCAUGUUAUCUUUUGCAAGCUCUUUCGCGACGGAGGCCAAGCGUGUCGUCUUGCCGCCCUGUUCCUCGCUCCCAGAUCCUAUGUCGUGGGUUCCACCCCCGCCUCAGGCAGUAGCCUCCCUCGCACCCCUCAUGGCCCUGGCCAGCGACGUAACAUCUGGUGCGGAGCGACGCAACAACUCGCCCGGCGUGUUUGCGUCGAGCCCCUACUACAGGCCCGAGGCUGCGCUCAGCCACGGUCAUCACCAGGCAGUGUCGUAUUACCGGAUGCACACCGGUGUCUGACCACUCAUUAACCUGCUCUGACUACGGUGCUCUCAUCGGUAAAAUC
Molecule: messenger RNA, 1273 nt
Organism: Punctularia strigosozonata HHB-11173 SS5
Lineage: Eukaryota; Fungi; Basidiomycota; Agaricomycetes; Corticiales; Punctulariaceae
Exons: 4
Coding region: 1-1227 (408 amino acids)
Source: RefSeq, a predicted model, not a curated record